AUGUUCUUGCGGUGGUUUCUUGGUUGCGCAUUCUUCCUCUCCUCUUUCGCAUGCCUCGCCAUGGGCCCCCGUGCUAGAUGGGAAACCUCUCCAGAUGUUCCAGGCUUGAGGUUGGCCUAUUCGGCAGAGAUCUGUCGCCCGCUCUCGCUUGAGCAUUUCCCUGAAGAUGUCUUUCCAGUGCUGCAGAUGCACCCAUCAGCUUCGGGAGUCACGUUUGCAACUUUUGCAAGCUUUGAAAGGAUUGCGAACAUCAGAACAAAUGGGGCCUGCUUGGUUAUCCUUUCCGGAUAUGUCAAGCCGAAGGUGGAACGGUUGGGCUUUGAGAGUGAGAGAAUCAUCUCCACAACCAUUACGGUAAAAGAUAUCAUCCAGAAUUGUGAAGAGAUGCGUGCGGUGACAUUGGUGAAUAUGUCGAUGGAUUCUGACGAGUUCUUUUCCAUCCCCGAUGCUGCGCCUGAUGUAGAGGUCAUUGAGCACCACUCUGUGCUUGCCAAUGCUGUGCUUUACAAGAUCUUUGAGCGUGAAGGCUACUUGUGCCGGCGACUUCAAGUGCCUGUUGCUGACCGGGAUGCCAUUUACGCACAGUCCGGGUUUAAGUCUGUACAGUUUCGAGCAGUUCGCAAACCUGACGACGUUCCAGAGGCCGGCCUUGAAGUACUGAAGGUACCGUCGCGCGAAACUCUCGCAGAAGCAGCUGCGCGACUUCAUGCGGUCCGUGGAGGCUUGGGUUGCUUCAAAUCCCAGAAUGCUUUGUAUUUCCGUGUGCGUGACAAUUUCAUCAAGACGGCCCGUGAAACAAUCUACAUUGACGAUGAGCGCUUUUCCGACUUUAACAUCGCGGCAAAGUCCCAGCUUCAGUACAAAAUCUUCGGAUUUCCUGCAGGCACCUCCAUGAAAGAGCUCGUUAAGACGCUUGAGGCUCUCAACUUUGUCGCCAUUCCUUCCAGGAUUGUAAAUUUGAAAGACUUGGCCAUCGUCUUCGUGUCUGCGCCGCAGCCCCCAGAUGCCUUCCGGUACCAGACAUCAGUUGGUAUGAUCCAAAUCGUUGAGCUUGAGAAGCGUGUCUUCAAUCGCAAAGAGAACAGUAUGGUUGCUCCAGCCCCUUCAGGGCAAGGCCGACAGAGUAAUGCCAAAGGAAAAGGCAAAGGCGUGGCAACACCUCCGCCUCCUGCUUCCUCCUCUUUGAAUUUGCCGAGGCCUGUGGCCCCUCUCUUGCCCAAUCCAUAUGCUGGUAGAGUGGAGGCUCUCGAAGCUCAAAUGGAAGCGAUGAAGGGUGACGUUGACACCUUGAAGAAGGAUAACCUUGACACGAAGCAAAAGCUCUCGGAGAUCUCCGACAAUCAGAAUCGUGGAUUCCGGGAUCUGUUGGAGGCCAUUUCAGAGAUCCGCGCGAGCAUGCCGUCGAGUCCAAGUACAUUCGCGCACUCCCCGCCUUCGAAGGUGUCCCCGGCAACCAAGCAUCAGAAGGUCUGA
Symbiodinium natans is the source of this 1473-nucleotide messenger RNA. The record is from the annotation of a GenBank genome assembly. NCBI's taxonomy places the organism in Eukaryota, Dinophyceae, Suessiales, Symbiodiniaceae.